Sabethes cyaneus is the source of this 1608-nucleotide messenger RNA. RefSeq names its product cytochrome P450 4c3-like. NCBI's taxonomy places the organism in Eukaryota, Metazoa, Arthropoda, Insecta, Diptera, Culicidae. The record is from RefSeq and is a predicted model, not a curated record. Gene Ontology annotation, molecular function: monooxygenase activity; heme binding; oxidoreductase activity, acting on paired donors, with incorporation or reduction of molecular oxygen. The transcript is spliced from 5 exons. The coding region runs from base 1 to 1608 and encodes 535 amino acids.
AUGGAAGCCUAUUUAGUGAACAAUGAAGUGGCCUCGAAAAUUUUCCCGCUUUUUCGCGUUUUAUCGCCCAUUACGACGCUGGUGUUGCUGAUUACGGUGGUCGCUUACUAUGUCUACCGGAGAAGACGGGCUCGGUUGGUUUAUCACAUCAACAAACUGCCCGGACCGUACAUGAUCCCUCUGAUCGGGAACGGACUGCAGGCCACCCUGGGCUGCAAAGAUGAGUUCCUCGAUCGAGUGGUUGCCUCACAGAAGCUCUACGGACGUCGGAUCGGGCUGAGCCGCGUUUGGAAUGGACCAAUUCCUUACGUGAUGAUCUCCAAAGCCAGCGCCGUUGAGCCCAUCCUAAGCAACCCGAAGCUGGUGGAGAAAAGUGCCGACUAUGAGUUCCUGAAACCGUGGCUCGGCAAUGGGUUACUAACGUCACCGGCCAGUGUGUGGCAUCCGCGUCGGAAGGCCCUUACGCCGGCCUUCCAUUUCAAGAUCCUAUCGGACUUUGUGCAGAUUUUCCACCGCCAGAGUUUAAUUUUCGUCGAGAAACUCGGCGAAAAGCUAAACUGCACCGAGGAGGAUGGCUUUAACAUCGUUCCGAUGGCUACACUGUGCGCACUGGAUAUUUUCUGCGAAACGGCCAUGGGAUGUUCGGUAAACGCACAGAGCAAUUCUGAUUCGGAGUACGUUCGGGCACACAAAGAAAUUGGUAAAGUCAUUCGUAAUCGACUGCAAAAGAUCUGGCUGCAGCCAGAUUUUAUCUUCAAACGAACCGAUGAAUUUCGGAAGCAUCAGGAGUGCUUGGCAGUGCUGCAUGAAUUUUCCGACAGAGUCGUCACAGAGCGCAAAGCUGAGCUGGUUAAACGUCGUCAGGCACAGGAAGUUGAUCUGAAUAACAACGAUCCACUUGAGAACGAUGAUGGUUCACGAAAAAAGCAACUCGCCUUUUUGGAUCUGCUGAUUGAAGGUUCGCUCGACGGAAAUGGUCUCAGCGAUUUGGCCAUUCGAGAGGAGGUUGAUACGUUUGUGAUCGGCGGUCACGACACAACGGCAGCUGCCAUAUCGUGGAUCCUGCUCCUGCUGGGAGCAGAUCAGGAUGUGCAGGAUCGCGUGUUCAAUGAAAUCGAUCAGAUUAUGGGUGGUGAUCGAGACCGGAUACCGACGAUGCAGGAACUAAGCGAAAUGAAAUAUCUCGAGUGCUGCAUUAAGGAAACUCUUCGACUAUAUCCCAGUAUCCCGCUGAUCGCCCGGCGUUUGACCGAAGAUGUUCAGGUUCAAAACUACACCAUUCCUGCCGGCACGAAUGCGAUGAUAGUGGUCUAUCACCUACAUCGAGAUCCGACGGUCUUUCCCAAUCCAGACAAGUUCAAUCCCGAUAACUUUCUGCCGGAGAAUUGCAACGGUAGACAUCCGUACGCGUACAUUCCCUUCAGUGCGGGACCACGUAACUGUAUCGGGCAGAAAUUUGCUAUUCUGGAGGAGAAAACCGUGAUAUCUACGGUCAUUCGAAAGUUUCGAUUCGAAGCCGUCGAACGACGGGAGGACGUUAAAUUGUUGGGCGAUCUCGUUCUCAGACCACGCGAUGGUUUGAGAAUUAAAGUUAGCCGAAGAUUGUAA